Molecule: messenger RNA, 2000 nt
Organism: Stomoxys calcitrans (stable fly)
Lineage: Eukaryota; Metazoa; Arthropoda; Insecta; Diptera; Muscidae
Product: 4-hydroxybutyrate coenzyme A transferase
Exons: 6
Coding region: 112-1545 (477 amino acids)
Biological process (GO): acetate metabolic process
Cellular component (GO): mitochondrion
Molecular function (GO): acetate CoA-transferase activity
Source: RefSeq, a predicted model, not a curated record
GUUAACGACGUCGUAAAACAUGGUCGACUCUGAAAUCUAAAACCGAAUACCGUCAUUCUCAUUUUUUCAUUCGCCGCGGUCGGUUGGUGUGCUGCAGCAAUAUAAAUAAACAUGGCUUCAAUGUUGGCAAAUAAUUUAAGAAAGGCUGUCGCCGCCGGUGGCAGGCAGCCAAAGUUAAUGGCGGCUGCCCUAAAUAAUUCGUUCUACACCUAUUGCAACGAAAUUUCCCACCCCCUCAAUCGUGUGCCACCAAAUGGAACUCCAGAGGAAGCUGUGAAAUGUAUUAAAUCCGGUGAUGUCGUCUUUUGUUCUGGCGCCGCUGCCACACCCAUUACCCUAAUCAAUGCUAUGGUUGAACAUGGAAAAGCUAGUAAUUUGAGUGAUGUUACCGUUUGCCAUAUGCAUACCGAGGGUCCUGCAGCCUAUACCGAACCUGGAAAUGAUAAAAUCUUCCGUUCGAAUUCAUUCUUUAUGGGCGGCAAUGUUCGCAAGGCUGUAGCUGAGGGACGUGGUGAUAACUUCUCCAUAUUUUUGCAUGAGAUACCCCAAUUGUUCUACAAGAAGAUUGUUCAACCCGAUGUGGCCUUAGUACAUGUCUCACCACCAGACCGUCAUGGUUAUUGCUCAUUGGGCACCAGUGUCGAUUGUGUUCGUGCUGCCUUGUUGCACUCUAAGAAAAUUGUAGCUCAAGUUAACAAACAAAUGCCUCGUACCUUUGGCGAUGCUGCCAUACAUAGCUCUCAUUUUGAUUAUAUGACUGAAAUCGAUGUUCCACUACCUCAACAUGGCGGCAAGGGCCCCAGUGAUGUUGAAGCCAAAAUUGGCCAAUUGAUUGCCGAGAAUUUGGUCCAUGAUGGUGCCACACUGCAAAUGGGCAUCGGUAGCAUUCCAGAUGCUGUCUUGAAUGCUUUGCAUAAUCAUAAAGAUUUGGGCAUCCAUUCCGAGAUGUUUGCCAACGGUGUAGUUGAUUUAGUCAAGGCUGGCGCAGUUACCAAUCGUAUGAAGAAAAUGCAUCAGGGCCGUAUUGUGGGCUCAUUUUUGAUUGGAAAUCAAGCUUUGUAUGAUUUCGUCAAUGAUAAUCCUUUCAUUGAAAUGUAUGCCAUUGACUAUGUCAAUAAUACUGGCGUAAUUAAACAACAACCUCGUAUGACUGCCAUUAACUCUUGCAUUGAAGUCGAUUUGACUGGUCAAGUGUGUUCCGAUUCUAUUGGCACACGCUUCUUCUCCGGCUUUGGUGGUCAAGUCGAUUUCAUUCGUGGUGCUGCUGAGGGUGUUGAUGGCAAAGGUGUGCCGAUAAUUGCUAUGCCUUCCGUCACCAACAAGGGUGAGAGCAAGAUUGUGCCCGUUCUAAAACCAGGUGCCGGUGUUGUUACAUCGCGUGCUCAUGUCCACUAUGUGGUCACCGAACAUGGUAUUGCCUCGUUGUUUGGCAAGAACAUGCGUCAACGUGCUUAUGAACUUAUACAAAUUGCUCAUCCCGAUCAUCGUCAAACAUUGGAGAAACAAGCCUUCGAACGCUUGAAGGUUAUGCCCUCCAAAUCGUAAAAAGUGCAACGAAGAGUCAUUAUAUUUUACUAAAUGCACACAAUUUUACCACAAAAGUAUGCACUCAUUCGAAUUGCAGCAACAGCUGCGCCCUAGCCGUAGCCAUAGUUAGCAGCAGUCAGAUUUUGCAUAUUAUGUACUGUAUUUUGUUUUUCAAUUAGAUCGACGAUAACAAAUCAUAGUGAUUUUGAAGAAUUACUUUUAUUCUGUAGGGUAUCUCUUAAUUUCAAGCUCUGUAAUCGCCAUCACUUUUACUAAUUGUGUACGUAUCUUGAAAUUUGUUUGUAGUUUUGAUUUUAAGUCUACAGAAAUUAUCAUUUACAAAGGGGUAUUUUUUGUAUUGCCAAUAAUAAUCCGGACGACAUUAGUCAACAUUGUUCAAAUACCAAAAACAAAGCUAAAACGAGUUAUUAAUAAAAUAAAGAAAAGUGUAAACCAUUCCUAUUAAAAUUAAA